Molecule: messenger RNA, 651 nt
Organism: Condylura cristata (star-nosed mole)
Lineage: Eukaryota; Metazoa; Chordata; Mammalia; Eulipotyphla; Talpidae
Product: class I histocompatibility antigen, Gogo-C*0101/C*0102 alpha chain-like
Exons: 4
Coding region: 1-651 (216 amino acids)
Biological process (GO): antigen processing and presentation of endogenous peptide antigen via MHC class Ib; immune response; antigen processing and presentation of endogenous peptide antigen via MHC class I via ER pathway, TAP-independent
Cellular component (GO): external side of plasma membrane
Molecular function (GO): signaling receptor binding; peptide antigen binding
Source: RefSeq, a predicted model, not a curated record
AUGCCCCCCACCCUCCUGCUGCUGCUCUGCGGGUCCCUGACUCUGAUGGAGACCUGGGCAGGCUCCCACUCCUUGAGGUAUUUCUCCACUGCGAUGUCCCCGCAUGGCCCCGGGGAGCCCCGCUUCAUCACGGUGGGCUACCUGGAUGACACGCAGUUCGGGUGGUUCGACAGCGACUCUCCGGGUCAGAGCGCAGAGCCGCGGGGGCCCUGGGUGGAGCAGGUCAGGCAGGAGGAUGUGGAGGAGGAGACCAGGAAGCAGAGGAACGAGGCUCAGUUGUUCAAAGCGCUGCUGCAGGACCUGCAGGGCCUCUACAAGCAGAGCAACAAUAGGUCUCACACCCUGCAGAGGAUGUGUGGCUGCGAGGUGGGGCCAGACGGGAGCCUCCUCCGUGGGUAUGAGCAGUUAGCCUAUGACGGCGCCGAUUACAUCGCCCUGAACCCGGACCUGCGCUCCUGGACCCCCGCGCACCCGGUGGCCCAGAUCACCCAGCGCCAGUGGGAGGCGUCGGGGAGGGCAGAGCGCGUCGGGACCAUUCUGCAGGGCAGGUGCCCUAUGUGGCUCCGCAGACUCAUGGAGCUGGGGAAGGAGGUGCUGCAGCGCUCAGGCAGCGAUAGUGCCCAGGACCCUGAUGUUCCUUUCAGCCCCUAA